Acanthopagrus latus (yellowfin seabream) is the source of this 2219-nucleotide messenger RNA. RefSeq names its product general transcription factor IIE, polypeptide 1, alpha (gene gtf2e1). The record is from RefSeq and is a predicted model, not a curated record. The transcript has 6 exons. Gene Ontology annotation, cellular component: transcription factor TFIIE complex. NCBI's taxonomy places the organism in Eukaryota, Metazoa, Chordata, Actinopteri, Spariformes, Sparidae. The coding region runs from base 206 to 1540 and encodes 444 amino acids. Gene Ontology annotation, biological process: transcription initiation at RNA polymerase II promoter; transcription open complex formation at RNA polymerase II promoter.
GCAGUUUUAGGUUUUGUUUCCGGGGUUGUCUUUUCAGCAUAAGUCAGGAAGCAUGCUAGCUAACCUAACAGUUUAAGAACUGAGAAGAUCAAAUGUUUCAGUCGAAUUAUAGAUGUCUUUAUUAAAGGCAAACGUGCGUACUCUGAAAUGACUUAAGGAAGCGGUGACUUUAGCCGAAGAGAGCGGUAAAGAGUGUCAGGUCAAGAUGAUAGAACCAGAGCUUCUGACUGAGGUCCCUGCUUCACUCAAGCGGCUAGCCAAGCAGGUCGUAAGGGGUUUCUAUGGAGUGGAACAUGCCUUGGCCCUGGAUGUGCUUAUCCGCAACCCAUGUGUACGUGAGGAGGACAUGCUGGAGCUGCUGAAGUUUGACCGCAAACAGCUGCGCUCAGUGCUCAACACCCUGAAGGCAGACAAGUUUGUCAAGUGCCGCAUGAGAGUGGAGACGGCUCCUGAUGGCAAGACAACGCGGCACAACUACUACUUUAUCAACUACAGGGUACUCGUCAAUGUGGUCAAGUAUAAAUUGGAUCACAUGCGCCGGCGCAUUGAGACAGAUGAGCGAGACUCCACCAACCGUGCCUCCUUCAGGUGCCCCUGCUGCUUCUCCACUUUCACUGACCUAGAAGCCAACCAGCUGUUUGACCCCAUGACAGGUUCAUUUCGCUGCACCUUCUGUCAGACGGAGGUAGAAGAGGAUGAGUCCGUCUGUCCCGAUGCCAGGACGCUGGUGGCUCGCUUCAACGAGCAGAUCGAACCCAUCUAUGCGCUGCUACGUGAGACCGAAGAUGUGAACUUGUCCCAUGACUUGCUGGAGCCUGAGCCCUCUGAGAUCCCCGCCCUCAAACAGAGCCGUGAACGUGCUGCAGCAGCUGGAGCAAAUGCUGGCGGCCCACACCGUGAAGCUUGGUCCACCAAAGGCUCCUCCUAUGCUGACCUGUACACUCAGAAUGUGGUCAUCAGCAUGGAGGAGCACGAAGAACAGCUGAAGGCGGCCAGUGAGGGCAAGGCACCUAAGGAGAGGCCUGUGUGGUUGACCCAGAGCACCGUGCAGGGUGCUUACAACGACGCGGACGCCCUCAAGAACCAUGGAGACGUUGGACCCGGAGCUCAGGAUGGAGCAGCUGGUCUUGGAAUUGGCCAGUCAGACGAAAACGAGGAAGUGAUGCGCGCCCUGCUCAUCCACGAGAAGAGAGCCGUUGCAAGCGGAGGUGCAAGUGCAGCGAGCGCCGCCACCAGAGGCCUCACUUCCACCACAGCUAACGCCAGCGACUCCGACAGCGACACCAGCGAAUCAGAUGAAGACUCUCCGUCAAAUCCUCCACCUGCCGCCGCUGCUCAGCAUCGGGCAGUCGAGGACGACGAAGACGACGACGAUGAGUUUGAGGAGGUUGGAGAUGAGCCGAUGGUGAUGGUGGGAGGACGGCCGUGCUCGUACCGAGAGGUCAGCCAGAGGCCGGAGCUGGUGGAACAGAUGUCUGCUCAGGAGAAGGAGGCUUACAUUGAAAUGGGACAAAACCUCUUCCAGGACAUGUACUUCUAAAUAGACACACAGUUUAUAUUUGCAUACAAACAGGAUGAAACAGUUUGAUGGUUCCUGAACGUAUACUUCUGCUGUGUCAUACCGUCAAUAAGUGAUAUCAGGAAAUAUUUUUAGAUGUCUCUGCUGCUCAAGAAGUAUUUACAACCCGCUUCAUGCUCCUGAAUUAUAAAAAAAACAAAGAGGACAUGCUUUGACAGUGUUGAGAAAGUGGUCACACCUUGAGUAUUCUGUCCUCAGUAUUUAAUAUUCUCAGUCAACGACCCAGAAGGGAGCUUGCCGGCUGCAGUUUGCCAACGUGUUUUGUGCUAGUUGUGUUGUCUUCAUUUCAUUCCAGCUCUAAGUUUAACAAGCCUGUCUUGCGCCUGUGACAUUCGGCUAUAUAUUUCAGUUCCUCCGACUCAUGUGUAUUACUACAUUGGUUAUGUUUUUGGGCUGUGAGCUCUGCCAAAGGACCUCUGAGUGCAUAGCAGUACCGUGGCUGAACGUAAGCAGUGUGAUACCGUAGUCUGAUGCUGCUACAAGGUGUGAGAAUGAGUAUUUUUCUGUUUUCUUGGUUCUUCAAGUUCGUCUCGAGCAAGAGGAACGAACAAGAUGAGGACAAAAUGAUGUACAGUAAAGCAUUUGUUAUUCUGAACCAUCUGUAAUAAAACGAAACUGCAGUACAGUAUUUGUAUAACAA